This is a messenger RNA of Staurois parvus, 521 nucleotides long. The record is from the annotation of a GenBank genome assembly. Lineage: Eukaryota; Metazoa; Chordata; Amphibia; Anura; Ranidae.
UCAGUGUCCGAUGAUGAAUUUCCCCACGAAUCAUUAUCACUCAAUUCUGCAAGUAGUUCUAAUUUACUAUCGCUGUUCUCUAGCUGGUCUAAAGCCGAUUUUGACCUAAAGGGAUGCUUUCUGGACGCUAUGGACGUUUCUCAGUUUCCAGGCAGAAAGAACAGUAAAAAUGUAGGCAGGGCACAGGACAAAGCACUAGGGACAAUAUGUGAAAUGCUUUCAUACAGUAAUGUUUUACUAUGUGAUUUUAGUGUAUUUAGUGAAUGUCACUUUUUGUCAUUUUCAAAUUUGCCGCCAGUUUCGUCCCCCAUACGUCCCGAUGCUCACAGGGAACGGAACCCAGAUGACAGAUGCCGGCAUCCGCCAGAGGACAUUACAGGGGACACUGCAGGAGAGACAUCGCGGGAGCGCAGGACAAGGUUAGAGAAGAACAGAUCCCGAAGCAGCGCCGCAUGGUAAGCCCAAGUGUAGCUCAAGGUUACCGCUUGUGCUACACUCGGGAAUACCACCAGGGAGGCUAC